AUGGACUCUGCCCCUCCUUCAUAUACCUCGUCCUCUGCCACUAAUUUCAAGCUCAACCUCCUCUUCCUGGCCGCUACUGGUGUAGCUGGUGGCGGUGCUCUCCUCAUCUUUUCAAAGCUCAGGCCUUUACUUGCUGAGGAAGAGAAGGAGAAGAACAGCAAUGCUGCAUCUAACUUCGCACCCUCGAUCGAAGAUUCGGAAACUAGACAUUCCAAUCGCAUCGUUCGUAUCUGGAAUAGCCUCGCUCGCUUCUUCCACAACUUUAUCUUCGAGCCUAUUGGUACCGCCAAGCGCUUCAUCGUACUCUUCUCACUGUUCUUCCCGGUUCUUCUCACGAUUCCCAUGCUCUUCGUGGGACGCAAAGGAGCCUCUACGACCCAGAAGCGUAAGGGAUCGAAUGGAGACGACUAUGUAUCGAAGAAUGAGGAGGACAGAUGGGGAGCACUCUGGUGGUAUGGCUUUCUGGUCAAGCAGAUGGAGAGGGCCGGGCCAACGUUCAUCAAGCUCGCGCAAUGGGCAGGGUCUCGCCAAGAUCUGUUCCCUGAUGCCUUGUGUGAACGCCUCGGCAAGCUCCACUCCAACGGCAAGCCUCACUCUUUCCGGUACACUAAGAAAGUCAUUGAGAGCGUCUUCGGUCGCAACUUCGACGAAGUUUUCGAAGAAUUCGGAGAGAAGCCUUUGGGAAUCGGAGCAGUCGCCCAAGUGUACAAGGCUAAACUGCGACCGGACGUCAUCCCUCCUUCUGAGGCGAAGCGCAUGAAAAAGAAGAGGAGAUUUGGAAGGAGCAGCUCGCCGCCUCCGCAAGUACAGCCCACUGACUCCGCUCAGAAGGAUACGAGUUCUGCUCUUGAGGUCCCGACGGCCUCUGUUGCCAUCAAGAUUCUGCAUCCCAAGGUCCACCGUACAAUUGAGAGGGACAUUCGCAUCAUGACAUUUUUUGCCAAGGUGAUCAACGCUUUCCCAGGAGCUGAGUGGCUGUCCUUCCCAGAAGAAGUCGAAGUCUUCGCAGGUAUGAUGUUCAGUCAGCUUGAUCUCCGCAACGAAGCCAACAACCUUCUGCGCUUUGGCGAGAACUUCUCGACGAGGACCGACCCUAUCUCAUUCCCCCGACCGCUGUCUCGCUUCUCAACUAAAGAGGUGUUAAUCGAACAGUACGAGGAUGCUCUGCCGCUCAAGCAUUUCCUCAACAACGGAGGUGCUGGCUUCGACCACCGUAUCGCUACCUUGGGACUCGACACUUUCCUAUACAUGUUGCUCCUCGACAACUUCACUCACGCUGAUCUCCACCCCGGAAACAUCAUGAUCAAGUUCUAUCAUCCCUCCAAGUCGUCACAAUUUGAAGCGUUCGCAGCUCGCAUGAUCGCACCUUUCAACAGUGAUUACGCUCUCGGAGGUCCGAAAGGCCCCAAGAGCGCAGACGAUCAAGCAGAAGAGGAUGUCGUGCGCAACCUCAACAGCAUCAAGCACAAUAAGCAGGCUUGGUUGGCAGAGUUGGAUCGGCUUGACUCACAGGGCUAUCAACCCGAGCUUGUGCUGCUCGACGCUGGUCUAACAGUGGAGCUUACGCCGAAGAAUCGGCGCAACUUCCUCGACCUCUUCUCUGCCGUCGCACAAUUCGACGGUGAAAGAGCUGGUCAUCUGAUGGUAGAGCGAUGCAGAACACCUGAUCUCGUCAUCGACAAGGAAGGCUUCGCUACAAAGAUGUCAAGUCUGAUUCUGAGUGUGAAGAGCAAGACAUUCAGUCUGGCAGAGAUCAAGAUCAGUGACGUCCUCAGCCAAGUGCUGAUGGCGGUGAGAGACCACCACGUCAAGAUGGAGGCCGACUUCGUGAACACGGUGAUCAGUAUCCUACUGCUAGAGGGAAUUGGAAGGCAACUGGACCCAAGCAUGGAUCUCUUCAAGUCUUCGCUGCCCAUUUUGCGUAGUCUGGGACGUCAGAUCAGCCGACAAGAGGCCUCACGAGGUCUGCAUAUGCCCGACUCGGGCCAGCUCAAGGACCUCUCCCCGAUGAUCAAGGUGUGGUUCUGGCUCGAAGCCAAGAGUUGGCUCGAGUCUCUCGCCGGCACUGAGGUCAUGUUGAGCACCUACGACUUUGCAUAA
Molecule: messenger RNA, 2100 nt
Organism: Microstroma glucosiphilum
Lineage: Eukaryota; Fungi; Basidiomycota; Exobasidiomycetes; Microstromatales; Microstromataceae
Product: ABC1-domain-containing protein
Exons: 2
Coding region: 1-2100 (699 amino acids)
Cellular component (GO): mitochondrion
Source: RefSeq, a predicted model, not a curated record